CCGCCUUUAUUCUGCGCAUGCGUCAGUUCGUGCUGGACUCUGGAGUACUGAGCGUUGCGGCGCGGCGUCGUGGCUGCACUUGUGACGACAUGGCGACAAAGUAUCAUGUUGUUACGUUCGUAAAUUCUAAAAGUGAGAAUGAAACUAAGUAUGCCUUCGUGCCGGAAUCGUGGGUGAAAGUUCAUCGUCUGACGGAUAACACGGCUGUGAUCGUUUACCCCAGCGAGGACUCAUCGAUUGAAGAGCGAGUUAGGAAGAAUGAGAUACCAGCGGCGGACUGGAAGCGGCAUUUGUGCGAGAUUGUAUCUAGUACUAAUGAUGUCAACGAAGCAGUUCUUUCCACGUUGCGGUACACAAGCCUAGGAUCAGCCUCAGUAAAUAAAGGUGUCAAAGCGAAUAAACAUAAAUCAAACACUAUAGACUUGAAUAAGGAACUGUCGAGCAGUAAGAAGCCUCGUAUCACAUCUCAAGUUCAAAACAAUAGAACACCAAGCGAAGGACCCAUGGGAUCUUCUACACCUAUAGCUAAAAAUAAUACAACCAAUACUGAAAAAAAUGUACACGAAAAUACAAGUUUAAUAAAAUCACUUGCAUUUUCUAACCCUAAAAAUAAUAAGAACCCGCAAAAUGAAAUUAUAUCCAAUGAAAAAGAAGACACUACACCAUAUUUAGUAAAGUCUUCAUAUUCUGAUAACAAAAAACAUGAAAAUAAUAUACCAAAAUCAAUACUAAAGUCUCCCGAAAUAGUUUCUACGCCUCAAACUAAGGAAAGUACACUAAAUCAAGAUAAUACAUUUAGUGGAGUAAAGCGUAAAGUCCAAUUUGAAAUGGAUAAAAAUACGCAACAAUCACAAGAACCCACUCAAUUUUUUAUGCCUCAAGUUAAUGAUGGAGUUAUCGAUAAUCGACACAAUUUAACUAAAGACGACUAUAGCUUAGUUAUGAUUAAAAAUGACGAACAAAAUAAUAAGGCACUGUCUUCAAAAGAAUCCAUUGAUUUUUCAGCAGUUGACAAUUGUACAAAAGAUGAAUUAGUGAAAAAUCUAAAUAAGCCACCAAUUUUCAAUGCAUCUAGAUUGUCAGCUGAUAAAUUUGUAAAACCAAAUACGCAAAGUGAACCUGCUGAUGAACGCAUCAUUGAUGAUGCUCAACGUCCAACAAAUGAUGAAUUUUCGAUGACGAAAUAUAUCGAAAUACACGAAAAUACUUUACCAAAAUCAACUGGAUCUGCUCAUGUCAUUGAAAACAACCAAACGAAUAUCAUCGAAGGAAAUAAAAAGCGCAAAUUCUUGGAAAAAAUUGGCUCUAUCAUCUAUGAAAUGCAAAAGGGGACGAUUGAAAUUAUAAAUGCAAUGAAUGAUUACACAUCGAAACAUUUAGAUAUUGCCAUCAACGCAUUGAAACAACCAAAUAUUGGCAAUAAACCUGAGCAAAACAAGGAACACAGGAUACCUACUUUAAAUCAUUAACAUUCAGGCCUAGGACUUAUAGAUGCCAUGGAAAAUAGCAAGGUCUAACUCAACCAGGCAGGACUUCAUCACGUUUACGGCAAA
Molecule: messenger RNA, 1553 nt
Organism: Manduca sexta (tobacco hornworm)
Lineage: Eukaryota; Metazoa; Arthropoda; Insecta; Lepidoptera; Sphingidae
Exons: 3
Coding region: 18-1469 (483 amino acids)
Source: RefSeq, a predicted model, not a curated record